GCAACAAGAAGGCUAAUAAGCAGAGAAAUAUCGUAAGUGAGAGUGGAAGUGCCAGUGUGCUUUCACCUGAGGGCAGUGUGUGGUACUCGGGAGCAUAGUGCCAUAGUGCCUACAGAACAAAGCGGAGGAACAGCAGCGAGCUUGAUCUGCAGUGUCUCAGCUACACAGACUCUGGGCUCUGAGACUUACCAAGCACAGUGCGAUGGCAUCUAGUCAACAGGACUCCUCCACAGAGGAGCUUCAUCUGCACAGAAGAGAAGAGUGCACGCCAUACCAGAUCUUCCCUGACUCGUCUGAAGGCCCGGAGUUGAUGUCCCUGAUGCACCAGAGGAGACGCCUGCCUUCCAUAGUGGUGGACCCCACACAGGUGGAGCAGGGCAGAGGAGAGCUGCCCUGGCCUCUACAGAGACGGUCCUCCAGGGAGGAGGAAGAGGACGAUUCCCUGUCCCAAGUCAGCAUCUUAAGCCAAGGGGAGAAGAUGGAGGGAGGUGGAGAGAAGCGAGGAGCUCCUAUCAAACACUCCACCGCCACUGUGCCACCUGGACUGGUUGACCACUCUCGUCUGACCCCUCCCCCCUCCCCCACCCCUCCAGAGGUGGCACCGCCCUGUUUUAGGGGCUCAGAUUCUACAGAGCAGCUCGCUUCUGUAGUUCACACUUCUAUACUUUACAGACAUCUUAAUAAACUUUAAGGUGUCAAUAAAGACAAAAUGCUUUAUAUGCUUUUUUUUUUUUAAUGAAGAAAAAGUAUUCACAUAUAUGGAGUGAGGCAUUGAAGGACAAAAUGGAAUAGGAGUAUUAAGUAGAGAAGCCUUCCUGUUCUGGACAGGGAACUACAUAUAUAAAAUGGCUUCUGCAAUCGAUUUCCUCAGACAAAUCUCUCUGUGUGUUUAUGUCUGAUAAAAGCCUAGUCCAUACAGAUACUCACCCACAGUUACUGUGUCUAUAUUUCAAAUGCAGGUGAAAAUGAAAACGUGCAUUUCUGUGAACUGUAAAAAUUAAAUGUUGUUAUACUCCUAACAAUCUA
Molecule: messenger RNA, 1026 nt
Organism: Electrophorus electricus (electric eel)
Lineage: Eukaryota; Metazoa; Chordata; Actinopteri; Gymnotiformes; Gymnotidae
Source: RefSeq, a predicted model, not a curated record